AUGCGCCAAGCGCUAACAUCUAGUGCAUACACCAGGACGUACACUGUCAUCAUGACCGCUACUAAGACUAUUGCGCUUGCUGGAGCAAAUGGUUUUGUUGGCCAGGCGUUUGCCAAAGAGCUACUCAAUCAAGGACACAAGUUGCAUAUCCUCACUUGCGCUGAAUCUAUUGAGUCUGCACCAAUGCAAGAGUUGAGGUCCAAAGGCGCAUCCCUGCAUGCUAUCUCAUACAACAACGAAUCAAGCUUGAUUGAUGCUCUCAGGGGUAUUGAUGUUCUGGUUUCAACAGUAGGAAUGUCAGCAGUACUCUCUACUCAACUACCGCUCAUCAAGGCUGCCAAGGUGGCAGGAGUGAAGCUGUUCUUCCCCAGUGGGUAUGGGAGCCCUUUUGAGGGAUCUUUGAUCCCCUCGCCAAUGAUUCAGUCAGAGAAAAAGGUGAUCAAGGCAGCUCAGGAAGCUGGGCUGCCGUUUGCAGCAUUGCACAAUGGAGGAUUUCCAGAGCGUUGCUUUAGCCCACCUUUUGGGUACAACUUUGCUGAGAAGAGAGUGACGGUCUGGGGAGACGGGAACGCCAGAAGUACUUGGACAACUUUGCGUUCUGUUGCCGACUGGCUGGCCAACGUACUCAAGAUUGUUCCCCUGUCCGAGCUUGAGAACAGGUACCUGUUGAUCCAAGGCAAUGUUGCAACUACCAACAAAGUGAUCAAGUUAUGGGAGCAAAAACACAAUGCAAGACUUGAAAUUGACUAUCGGCCUAUCAAAGAGCUAGAUGACCAAGUGAAUGCAAACCCGGAAGAUGUAUAUUCGGUCUUAGCUCAGGACUGGGCUUCUGGUCGAGGUGAGAUUGGCGGAAGGGACAAUGGGCUGUACCCUGAGUGGCAACCAGAUACGAUUGAGAGUAUUCUGUGA
This is a messenger RNA of Rhizoctonia solani, 909 nucleotides long. RefSeq names its product NmrA-like family domain-containing protein 1. NCBI's taxonomy places the organism in Eukaryota, Fungi, Basidiomycota, Agaricomycetes, Cantharellales, Ceratobasidiaceae. Gene Ontology annotation, molecular function: oxidoreductase activity. The transcript is spliced from 8 exons. The coding region runs from base 1 to 909 and encodes 302 amino acids. The record is from RefSeq and is a predicted model, not a curated record.